UUUAAGUAAGCAGGGUGGGGCUGGGUGCGCUUGCGCGGUUUUAAUACUCCUCCCCAAACUGCCAACUCUUCGCGCAAGCGAGUUAGGGCCCCUCCGCUUUUUAUUACGCGUGCGCACUGGUGGUCCUAACCCGGAAGACCAUACGCCUGCGUGGUAGGGACUGCGGUGACAGUACCCCGGGUGGGGCUCGGGCCAGUCAUGGCGGAACCUUGGUCUGGGCAGUCUUUGCAUGCUUUGCCGGCCACGGUGCUGGGCGCGCUGGGCGCCCUGGGCAGCGAAUUCCUGCGGGAGUGGGAGGCGCAGGACAUGCGCGUGACCCUCUUCAAGCUGUUGCUGCUCUGGUUGGUGUUAAGUCUCUUGGGCAUCCAGCUGGCCUGGGGUUUCUACGGGAACACAGUGACCGGGUUAUAUCACCGCCCAGGUCUGGGCGGCCAGAAUGGAUCCACACCCGAUGGCUCCACGCAUUUUCCUUCGUGGGAAAUGGCAGCAAAUGAACCUCUCAAAACUCACAGGGAAUAAGAGAAGGCAGCAGAAGAGUCUCAAGAGGCAUCACGAGGUCUGCUGGCUUUUGCAAUGGGUCCUGCUGCUGCUACCCAGAUCCCAGGGACAACUGCAGGGGGUUUGGGAUUGGGGGUAGAGAGUACCCCAAUGCUUUCAGGACUGGGCCUCCAUUACAUUCAGACUUGCUUCCAACUGUCCCAGGUACUGGGCAAGUAAAGAGUUUUCCUCUACCCUGAUAUGGGUGCCUUAAGGAGAGAAGAUAUGUUGCUUCUCUCUCUCUGGUGUCAGCUCAGGAGAAAUCUUUGGGUGGGGAGGCCAGUAGUCCCUUUUCUAUCUUAUCUUUUUCCUUUCUCUCUUCUUAUCCUUCUGGGAUGUGACCCCAUAGUGAUAUACCACUCUAAGAAGCCAGAGGUUGACCAGAUCUGAGAUUUGUAAGGAAAAUCAUCACUCCCUGAAGCCCUCAAUUUCCUGAAUUUCUUUGGUUUUGCUUUAUUGGCAGAGCACCAGGUAAUCCUGGCCUUUUACUCUAUGGUUACUUAGCUGGCCAUUUAAGUAGAGGCAGAGUAUCCCUGCUGGCACCAUCCACAUUUAAGCACCAAAUACCCAUCUCCUUCACCCAACCAGAGCUCUCCACGUAUGAACCAGGCAAAGGAAAUUGUCAUUUAUCAUCUGUCCUCAUGUCUCUGCACUUCUUGGGAGAAAGUUGGGUGCCUGAAAGAGAGACCACAAGCUGAGCCCCUGGGUUGGCUUCCCACUCAUAUUGUUUAAAUACCCAUGGGAUCUUGGGUCUAUACCCGCCCCCAUAGGAAAGUACUAAGCACUUAUAGUAUAAUGACUUCCUUAUGCCUUGCAACUUCAUGAUUUUUCACCUUAAACUAGAUUAGGGGCCUUAUCCUAAGAGCCACUAGCACCAUCUCGGCCCCUAGAAAUCCUCAACAGGAAAGAGCCACAAGCCAGGCAACCCUGGCCUCUUUACAGUGGGCCAGGAGAGGUUCCAAAAGGGUAGAUGGCAAAUGGCCCUAUACAAACACUGCCUCCAGAAAGCACUGUGGCUCUGGUUUUGCCUCCUUCCCUAAUGGCUGUACUUCUGUUUGCCUCUGCUGGGCCACCAGCUAUUUCAGUGUCACAUUGCCUGCUUCUUCUGUUAGAUGUCACAUAUCCAUCUGGCAGCCUUUGCUUAGGCAGAUUUUUUGUGACAGAGAAACACUGGAAGUGAGACUGCACUGCACUCAAGCUUAUGUAGCCACUCCACAGCUGUCAUCUGGCUUGCAGGAUGAUGCUUUCUUCAUAGCCCCAGACCCAUCUGCUGGCACCACCACAUAUACAUUUAGGGUCUCACAUUUCACUCCAAGCCCAACUGAGGAUGUAGCUUAUUAAACAAAGAAGUGCA
Messenger RNA from Ictidomys tridecemlineatus (thirteen-lined ground squirrel), 1891 nucleotides. RefSeq names its product T cell leukemia translocation altered (gene Tcta). Lineage: Eukaryota; Metazoa; Chordata; Mammalia; Rodentia; Sciuridae. Gene Ontology annotation, biological process: osteoclast fusion. The record is from RefSeq and is a predicted model, not a curated record.